Messenger RNA from Rotaria sp. Silwood2, 729 nucleotides. The record is from the annotation of a GenBank genome assembly. NCBI's taxonomy places the organism in Eukaryota, Metazoa, Rotifera, Eurotatoria, Philodinida, Philodinidae.
AUGAGUUCGCUCCGAGUACAAAAGCGACUCGCUUCAUCAAUCUUAGGAUGUGGUAAAAAGAAAAUUUGGCUUGAUCCAAAUGAAGCCAACGAAAUUUCAAAUGCUAAUACCCGACAAAGCGUACGUAAAUUAGUUAAAGAUGGUUUAAUUAUUAAAAAACCAGUAGCAGUUCAUUCACGUUUUCGUACACGUAAAAAUAAUGAAGCUCGUCGUAAAGGUCGACAUAUGGGCCAUGGUAAACGAAAAGGUACAGCUAAUGCUCGUAUGCCAAUUGUUUGGAUUCGUCGUAUGCGUGUAUUACGUCGUUUGUUGAAAAAAUAUCGUGCAGCUAAAAAAAUUGAUCGUCAUUUAUAUCAUGAACUUUAUUUGAAAUGCAAGGGUAAUGUUUUCAAAAACAAACGUGUAUUAAUGGAAUUUAUUCAUAAGAAAAAAGCAGAAGUACAACGUACGAAAAUGCUUUCGGAUCAAGCCGUUGCUCGUCGUGAACGUACCAAGGAAAAACGUGUUCGUCGUGAACAACGUAUUCUUCAAAAACGUACUGAUCUUAUGGGUAAACAACUAGAAGAUGAUGAUACAAAUGUUGCUGUUCAACAAGUUAUUGAACAACAAGCUCAAACAUCUGUUGUUGCUCCAUCAUCAAAAUCACAAGAACAAGCACCAGCCAAGACUGUUACUAAACAAGAAAAGAAACAAGAAAAACAACCACAACAACAACAAAAGAAGAAGUAA